UUUGUAUGUACCCUUUUGAGAGCUACGUACCACCGCCUUUACUAAAAUAAAUCAGAUUAUUGUGUUUUUGCGAAUUAACGUUUUGGUUGUGCAUAAAAAAAAAAUUCGGUAACCACUUGGAAAUAUUUUGUAAAUCGUAAAAUGGAAACGAUAGAAAGUUUACGAUUUGUUAUUGACACACUGCCAAAGAUCGAGAUCAUGAUUAAAAUACUGAAGGAUGUAACAUUCGAAUUGUAUCGAACUCAACUCAUGGCUUAUGGUGAUGCGGUUGCAUGUCAAAUCAACAUGAAAGAACAAACCAAUACGAUUGGAGAUGAUCUUUUAAAAAAAAUAUCAAACACAAACGUUUUUUCGGGCGAUAUGUCGCUAGGAAAUAUAACGACGCUACUCAAUUUAUACCUGAACAAUACGAUUGUAGCGCGAGACUCAAUCAUGACCACUGGCAACAAGCUAGAGAGAUUAGAUAAACCAAAUGGCUUAAAUGAUCCAAUCAAUAACGGCUCUAAUAUUGCCGCACAGAAUAGCACACAGACAAGAUUUUCAUCGAUCAGUGCGAAUUUCCAAAUUAGAGAAAGCAUAAAUACGGCAUUGAUUGGAGACAGUUCCAUUGUGGCUGAUUGCACGAACAAUUUCAUCGAAAAAAUUGAUCAGAACGAGAUACACAUAAAACAGGACGCAGUUGCUGAUUUCAACGUUUCUACGGUUAAAAUUCCGGAGCCCGAACUCAAACAAAACGAAUCUUCAAUCAAUGUCGGCAAAAUCACCAAAAGAAAAAGACGAGUUAAAGAAGAAGCAUCAACUGUGGAGAAAUGUGUUGAAAAUCUCCCUAUAAAACCAACAAAAAUCGAAGAUAUUGUUACAGAUAUUGGUGUACCGGAUUCAAACGACAUCCGUGAAGAAACGGACGAUCCAAAAGACAUAGAACCUGUCGAUAUGUCUGAUUUAAAACUGGACAACAAAACAGAAUCAGCACGCGAGGAACGUAUCGCUAGAAGAAGAAGAAGAAUUCGAAUUAGUGUGCACCGCCGGAACUCAAGACGUACAACAUUGGUUUUAGUUCGAAAAUCAAUUGUGAUUGACGCAAAGCCAUACAAGUGUUCAGUUUCAGGCUGCACUUAUGCAGGCACAAAAAAGCAAUAUUUAAGUCGACACAUGAAAACACAUUCAAAAGAAACGUUGUUUGCAUGUGAAAAAUGUCCGAAGCAGUUUCGAGAAAAAAAUGCGCUUGACGAACAUAUUCACGAACACGAUGAAAAGACGGAAUUUAGUUGUUCAAUUUGUAAUAAAAUAUUCGACACAGAAGUCAAGAAAAAUCGACACGAGAAGAAAUGUGAAAAGCAACCAUCAUCUAAAGUGGCCAAAAACGUCUAGCAAACCACACACAACAUGCAAAGCACAUCAUGCUGCUGACGAAAAUUCAUCAAAAUGACUCUGAUAAUUUAAUCAACGAAUGAAAUGUAUUCCAUUUUUAUUUAUUUAAAAAAAACUGAUUUAUCAAAUAUUUAGAUUAUUAAUAUGAAAUAUUUUAACAAAAAUAAAAAAACAAAGAGAAAUAAAGGUUACGUUUGCAAACAAAA
Molecule: messenger RNA, 1577 nt
Organism: Sitodiplosis mosellana (orange wheat blossom midge)
Lineage: Eukaryota; Metazoa; Arthropoda; Insecta; Diptera; Cecidomyiidae
Product: neurotrophin receptor-interacting factor homolog
Exons: 5
Coding region: 142-1371 (409 amino acids)
Biological process (GO): regulation of transcription by RNA polymerase II
Molecular function (GO): RNA polymerase II cis-regulatory region sequence-specific DNA binding; DNA-binding transcription factor activity
Source: RefSeq, a predicted model, not a curated record